GUUGUAAAUCUGUAGAAUCUUCUAGAAAGAUUGUGGGGAACUAUAUAAGAAGCUGCAGCAGGUUGUUGCGUUUAGAGGAAAAAGAAGAGAAAAAGAUAAAGGAAAUAAAGGAGUUAGUGAAAACAAUUGAUUUCAAGGUUUAUCACGAAACCAGAAGUGUGAUCCAAAAAUACAACUCACAAAUGGCUUUCAGUCAUUUUCCGUGUAGACAGCACAUAGGCAAUGUAUUCUUUUAACUCGAACGGUAACAACGGUAACGGCUGUAUCAUUGUUACAAUAAAAUUUGGAAACCGUUUGUUAUUCUUUCUGUAAGCUUCAUGAAAUGCCGACUUUAACUUGUGGCUUAUGCAGUAUGUUUGAUAGCAUUCUCCACAAUUGCUCCCUUCGCAAUUUUUUAUUAGCCUCUGGCAAAACGCUUGAUUUGAGUUGAUGUUGCCAUUUUUUUACCUCUAAUUUUGUCUAUAAUGCAGACAGUCACUGAAACUAUAGAAGUGAAAAAUGAAGUCAACCAUGAAGAUUUUACAUGUUUUGGGCUCACCAUCGGAUGAAUACAGUUUUCGCCUAGGCAUUCUUUAUGGAGGCUCGUUUCCAGAGGACAUGCAAUCGAAACAGUAUGACUACAUUUUCAGUUACGCCCUUGUAAGACCAACUGGCACCUGGUCAUUUGUGAAGAAACUGUCCGACAUUGUGGACCUAGAAAAGCUGGAGGAAAGAGAAAACAACGUAAAGAAGAUGGACAUCACCACUGCCCUUCAGUACAUCAUGGACGUCCUAAAACCGGAUCUGGCUUUAGUCCACUCUCAUUGUUUGAAAGGAAUGACAUCUCAUAGGGCUCUUUUUGAGGCAUUGAAUAUUCCCGUAGUGGGUGGAUCAGCGGAAUCGCGAUAUCUCACCAUGGAUAAACUCAGCACACGCGGUGUUUUACUUUCUUCCGGCAAUGUUGCAUGUGCUGAUGGACUUAUUUACAGUAAAGGCGACCCUCUACCUUCUACCGAGCAAGUUAAGUACCCAUGUGUUGUUAAGGCAAGUAAAGGAGAAGACACAAAAGCAGUGCAAUUGGUUAAAGACCCCAAGUUUCUCAACGCAGCUAUUGAGCAUGCGUUAUCGUUUUCAGAUCAUGUGAUCAUUGAAAGGUUCAUAGAGGGUCGGGAAAUUCGCUGCGCUGUUGUAGAAUCAGUAGCAACUGGAGAAUUAAAAGCUUUGCGGUGCAUUGAGUAUAAAGUACGAGAAAACGACAUUCGGACAACCGAAGACAAACUCCUCUGUGAUAAAAAAGGGUUGCCUGUUUGCAAAGCUCCAGAAACUAAAACAUGGUUCCUCGAUCCCUCAAAAGAAGAGAAAUUGAUCCAUCGUAUUCAGCAGAAAAGCUGCUCUGCCUUUCGAGAGUUAGGUCUGCAAGAUUUUGGUUUAUUCGACUUUCGAGUCGACCUUCAAGGAAAUCCAUUUUUUUUGGAAUGCAAUUUGUUCUGUUCCUUUGGUCCUCAGAGCAUUCUCAAUAUAAUUGCUAACAGUUCAGGUAUAACAGGCGAACGUUUAUUUGACAUGAUGGUGAAGAACGCUUUGCUUCGCAAGAAUGUUAUUCAGUAAGUCGAUGGGUCAUUAAAGAAAUUGUUUUCAGUG
Stylophora pistillata is the source of this 1620-nucleotide messenger RNA. RefSeq lists its product as uncharacterized. The record is from RefSeq and is a predicted model, not a curated record. Gene Ontology annotation, molecular function: metal ion binding; ATP binding; D-alanine-D-alanine ligase activity. Lineage: Eukaryota; Metazoa; Cnidaria; Anthozoa; Scleractinia; Pocilloporidae.